Oryza brachyantha (malo sina) is the source of this 808-nucleotide messenger RNA. RefSeq names its product protein CURVATURE THYLAKOID 1A, chloroplastic. The record is from RefSeq and is a predicted model, not a curated record. The transcript has 4 exons. The coding region runs from base 135 to 596 and encodes 153 amino acids. Lineage: Eukaryota; Viridiplantae; Streptophyta; Magnoliopsida; Poales; Poaceae. Gene Ontology annotation, cellular component: chloroplast thylakoid membrane; thylakoid.
GCGCAGACCAGAAGAGCAGUAGAGGAGGCUCAGCCGGUCAGCCCACUACUGUUCGUAGAGGAAGGAUAGCGGUAGCCAAGGAAAAGAAAGCAGAGGCCAGCGAAGAGCCAGGCGGAGGAGGGUCCACGACUGACAUGGCCGCCACGGCGUACUCCACGGCGCUUCUCGGCGGAGCUCGCCUCCCCGCCGCCUCGCCACCCUCCGUCCUUCUCCCCCGCCGCAACUUCUCCCCUCUUCGCCUCCACGAUGCACCGAGGCUAUCUUUGCUCCGGCUGAUCAAGGCGUCGUCCGAUGACACCUCGACCUCCGCCCCGACCGGCGACGAGCUCGUCGAAGACCUGAAAGCAAAGUGGGACGCCGUCGAGAACAAGUCCACCGUCCUCACAUACGCCGGCGGCGCCAUCGUCGCCGUCUGGCUCUCGUCCGUCAUCGUCGGCGCUGUCAACUCCGUGCCUCUGCUUCCCAAGCUUAUGGAGCUCGUCGGGCUCGGGUACACCGGCUGGUUUGUGUACCGCUACCUCCUCUUCAAGGAAAGCAGGAAAGAGUUGGCCGACGACGUCGAAUCUUUGAAGAAGAGGAUUGCUGGGACAGAGUAAAAUGCCGUGCUCUGCACAAAAUAUUUUUGGAGCGAUUCUUUAGAGGGCACAUUAUUAUCAGAGAACCAACCGGUUGUUAAACUACCAGUAGUGUACUGUUGCUUCUGUGUGGCACAACUCACAACAUUGGAUACCGGGAAAGCUUUUGUUAUGUUGCGUGGACGAUGGGUUGCAAAUACAAUAUUUGCUGAUAAAGUACUAAGUUUUCAGCC